CGCUCCUCGGCACGCAGAGUCUAAUUAGAGUUUUGUUUCUGCUUCUGGGAGGAGGCGAGCGGCCGCUUUGGUGGGGACUGUUGCUUUUCGGCCUCUUCUACCCCUCCCGAAAAGUGCCUUUAUUUUUAUUUUUUUCCCUUCGUUGCAUCACAGACUCAGUGACUUCUCAUAUUUCUGUCUUGACCCCCUCCAGCUUCUGACGUUGACUUCUCUGCACCUUAAACGAUGCUGGAGUCCUAUGUGACUCCGAUUUUAAUGAGCUAUGUGAAUCGCUACAUCAAGAACUUGAAGCCGUCAGACCUGCAGCUUUCACUGUGGGGCGGAGAUGUGGUGCUCAGCAAGCUGGAGUUAAAGUUGGAUGUGCUGGAACAGGAACUGAAAUUACCAUUCACUUUUUUAAGUGGACAUAUUCACGAAUUGAGGAUCCAUGUACCAUGGACAAAACUGGGCUCAGAACCAGUGGUAAUCACCAUUAACACAAUGGAAUGCAUUUUGAAACUUAAAGAUGGAAUGCAGGAUGACCAUGAAAGCUGUGGUUCUAAUUCUACCAACCCUAGUACUACUGAGAAUACAAAAUCAUCAGUGAAACCUCGAAGAAUUCAGCAGGCUGCUCCCACAGAUCCUGAUUUGCCACCAGGUUAUGUACAGAGUCUGAUUAGACGAGUUGUAAAUAAUGUAAACAUUGUUAUAAAUAAUCUCAUACUGAAAUAUGUUGAAGACGAUAUUGUUCUUUCAGUCAACAUAACUUCUGCGGAAUGCUAUACUGUAGGUGAAUUAUGGGAUCGUGCAUUCAUGGAUAUUUCUGCCACUGAUCUGGUGCUGAGAAAAGUUAUCAACUUUUCAGACUGUACAGUUUGUCUUGAUAAACGGAAUGCUAGUGGCAAAAUAGAGUUUUACCAGGAUCCUUUAUUAUAUAAAUGUUCCUUCAGAACUCGUCUGCAUUUUACGUAUGAUAACCUAAAUUCCAAGAUGCCAUCUGUUAUUAAAAUUCACACCUUAGUAGAGAGUUUGAAACUUUCUAUCACAGAUCAACAACUGCCUAUGUUUAUCCGUAUAAUGCAACUUGGGAUUGCUCUUUACUAUGGAGAAAUAAGCAAUGUUAAAGAUGGAGAAACUGAAGACUUUACCUGUCAUAAUAAAGAUAUGUCAGGAAACAUAACAGGUGUUGAAGAUGAAACAAGAAUAGAAAUGCCUUAUCCUUCUCAGUACAAAGGUCAAGAGUUGUAUUCACAGCAAGAGGAUGAACAGUCACAGGGAUGGGUAUCAUGGGCCUGGUCAUUUGUGCCUGCAAUUGUGAGUUAUGAUGAUGGUGAGGAAGACUACCUUGGAAAUGAUCCAACAUCAACCAUGCAUCAGCAGAAAUCUCAGACUUUGAAGGAUCCUAUUGUUUCUAUAGGAUUUUACUGUACAAAGGCAACAGUGACUUUCAAACUCACUGAAAUGCAAGCUGAAAGUAGUUAUUAUAGCCCUCAAAAAGUAACAUCUAAAGAAGUAUUGUGUUGGGAACAAGAAGGAACCACAAUUGAGGCCCUUAUGAUGGGAGAGCCUUUCUUUGAUUGCCAGAUUGGUUUUGUAGGUUGCAGAGCCAUGUGCCUUAAAGGAAUUAUGGGUGUUAAAGAUUUUGAAGAGAAUAUGAAUAGGAGUGAAACUGAAGCCUGUUUCUUCAUUUGUGGUGAAAAUUUGAGUAUGAAAGGCUUGACAUACCUUACAAAUUCACUGUUUGAUUACCGAAGCCCAGAAAAUAAUGGUACUCGUGCAGAAUUUAUCUUGGAUGCAACUCAUCAUAAGGAGACAUAUACUGAGGUAGCUGGGAUGCAAAGGUUUGGGGCUUUCUACAUGGAUUACCUAUAUACAAUGGAGAACAGCAUUGGCAAAGGUUCUGCAAAUCAACAAGACUUUUCUUUAGGAAAAAGUGAAGAUUUGGGAAUAGUUCAGGAGAAGUCUACCAAAAGCCUUGUUAUAGGUCCUCUUGAUUUUCGCUUGGAUAGCAGUGCAGUACAUAGAAUUUUGAAAAUGAUUGUUUGUGCCUUGGAACACGAAUAUGAACCAUAUAGUGGGCUAAAACCAGAUAUUAAAGAUGAAAAUGAAACAAUACUGAGUUUGGAAGAAGUGGCAUCUUUGGAGGAGUAUAUUCCUACUCGACAUACAAGUAUUACUCUCCUCAAAUGUACCUGCACAAUUUUUAUGGCUGAAUUCAAUUUGCUAGAUCAUUUGCUACCUGUCAUUAUGGGAGAAAAGAACUCAAGUAACUUCAUGAAUACGACAAACUUCCAACCUCUUCGGCCUUUACCAUCUAUUCAGAUAUUGGUGGAUAAAAUUAAUCUGGAACAUUCUGUGCCAAUGUAUGCUGAACGUUUGGUGCAGGUGGUCAGCAGCCUUACUCAGCCUUCUGAUAAUCUGCUUCAUUAUUGCUAUGCACACUGCUACCUUAAGAUAUUUGGUUUCCAGGCAGGACUGACGUCUUUGGAUUGUAGGGGAUCUUACUGCUUACCUGUACCAAUUAUUCCCUCUUUCAGUACUGCUCUGUAUGUUAAACUUCUGAAACUACCCACAUGCUGGACUAAAAGAUCUCAGAUUGCUAUAACUGAAGGUAUAUUUGAACUUCCAAAUCUUACAAUUCAAGCUACAAGAGCACAGACACUUUUGCUGCAAGCAAUAUAUCAAAGUUGGUCUCAUAUUGGAAGUGUCAGCUCUUCAGUAGUGAAUGAAGCUUUGAUGAAUGAAGUUUUCCAAACUAUAGGUGUGAAAUCUAAGAAUCCCCUGCCAACUCUUGAGGGCUCAAUCCAGAAUGUUGAAUUGAAGUACUGCAGCACAUCAUUGGUCAAAUGUGCCUCUGGGACCGUGGGAUCAAUAAAAAUUUGUGCCAAAGCCCCAGGUGAGAGUGGAAAAGAGAAAUUGAUUCCAUUGCUUCAAGGUCCUUCUGACACUAAAGACCUUCAUAGCAGCAAGUGGCUCAAUGAGAGUAGGAAGCCAGAAUCCCUCUUAGCUCCAGAUUUGAUAGCCUUUACAGUACAAGUUCCCCAGUAUAUGGACUACUGCCACAACUCUGGUGCGGUUCUGCUUUGUAGUGUACAAGGACUAGCAGUUAAUAUUGAUCCAGUCUUAUACACCUGGCUCAUUUAUCAGCCUCAGAAACGAACCAGUCGGCAUAUGCAGCAGCAGCCUGUGAUUGCUGUUCCUCUUGUUAUGCCAAUUAGCAGAAGGAAAGAGGAUGAGGCAUCUGUUGGAAGUGCGCCCUUGGCAAAGCAGCAGUCAUAUCAGGCCUCUGAGUACGCCAGCAGUCCUAUAAAAACAAAAACAGUAACAGAAUCCAGACCAUUGUCAGUUCCUGUGAAGGCCAUGGUGAGUAUAACUGAAGGUGGUAGAAGUCCUGAAGAAAGAAUGAAAGAAUUUAUUGGAGCAGUAUGGAAUGCUGUAAAGAGGCUCACACUGCAGCUUGAAGUACAGUCUUGUUGUGUGUUCAUUCCAAAUGAUAGCCUGCCUUCCCCAAGUACAAUUGUAUCUGGUGACAUCCCUGGAACAGUAAGAAGUUGGUACCACGGACAAACCAGCAUGCCAGGAACCCUUGUGCUCUGCUUGCCUCAACUAAAGAUUAUUAGUGCUGGCCACAAGUAUAUGGAGCCUCUGCAGGAGAUUCCAUUUGUCAUCCCAAGACCCAUCCUUGAAGAAGGUGAUGCUUUUCCUUGGACUAUUAGCUUGCAUCAUUUCAGCGUAUACACCCUUUUUGGAAAACAAGUGACACUUUGCCUAGUGGAUCCUAUGGGUUGUACCUCUACUCUAGCCGUGACAUCUCAAAAACUACUCACAACAGCACCUGAUGCAAGACAUUCAUUUGUUGUCUGCCUCCAUGUUGACCUAGAGUCGCUUGAGAUAAAAUGCUCAAAUCCCCAGGUGCAGCUGUUGUAUGAGCUAACUGACAUUAUGCGUAAAGUGUGGAAUAAGAUUCAGAAGAGAGGCAGCCUCAGUGCUUCAGCCUAUCCAGAGACCAUGGCUGGGCCUGUUCCUAGUUCCCCAGUGAGAAGCAGUGUGGGCACGGCUCCUCCAGACACCAGCACAUGCAGCCCAUCUGCUGACAUUGGAACUACUACUGAGGGAGAUUCUGUACAAGCAGGUGAUGAUUCACCAUUCUCUGAUUCUGUUACCUUGGAACAAACAACAAGUAACAUUGGUGGAUCCAGUGGACGUGUUAGUCUAUGGAUGCAGUGGGUACUGCCCAAAAUUACGAUAAAACUCUUUGCUCCAGAUCCCGAAAAUAAAGGCACAGAGCUUUGUAUGGUCAGUGAACUAGAAGACCUCAGUGCCUCCAUAGAUGUCCAGGAUGUAUAUACCAAAGUGAAAUGUAAAAUAGAAAGUUUCAAUAUUGAUCACUACAGAAGCAGGCCAGGGGAAGGUUGGCAGUCAGGACAUUUUGAAGGAGUAUUUCUACAGUGCAAAGAAAAACCUGUGCUUCUGGGGCAAUGUGGAGGUGUCUUCCUUUCCUGUACUGACAAGCUGAACAGACGCACCUUGUUGGUUCGACCCAUCAGCAAGCAGGACCCUUUCAGUAAUUGCUCUGGCUUCUUUCCUUCUACAACUACAAAACUUCUAGAUGGCUCUCAUCAGCAGCAUGGAUUUCUUUCUUUGACGUACACAAAAGCUGUAACAAAAAAUGUCCGCCACAAGUUAAUAUCAAGAAAUGAGCGAAGAAGUUUCCAUAAAUUAUCUGAAGGUCUAACGGAUGGGUCCCCUCAUUUUCUUCAUGAAAUUCUUCUCUCAUCACAAGCGUUUGAUAUUGUCCUGUGUUUUCCUUUACUUAAUGCCAUUGCAAGUAUAUUUCAAGCAAAAUUACCAAGGACCCAAAAAGAGAAAAGAAAAUCUCCUGGUCAGCCCAUGAGGACCCAUACAGUAACUUCACGCAAUUUACCUUUGAUUUACAUCAACACAAGCGUAAUCCGAAUUUUUGUUCCAAAAACAGAAGAAAUGCAGCCAAGCAUUGAAGUUAAUCAGGCAGCAAAAGAAGACACCAUGGUUUUGAAGAUUGGCUCUGUUGCUAUGGCUCCCCAGGCUGACAAUCCCCUCGGCAGAUCUGUCCUCAGGAAAGACAUUUACCAGAGAUUUAGGGAAGAUACUAGUAUCGUGUUGACAUUCUUGACUAAGAACCCAGCCCUGGAAUGGAAUAUGGCCAGCAGCAUACGGCGGCAUCAAGAAAGAAGGGCAAUUAUGACUCCCAUUUUAACAGAUUUUUCUGUCCGAAUAACUGGAGCACCUGCCAUCAUUUUCACCAAAAUAAUUUCUCCAGAAAAUAUGCACACUGAGGAGAUUUUAGUGUGUGGCCAUUCCUUGGAAGUGAAUAUAACCACAAACCUGGAUUUCUUCCUGAGUGUGGCUCAAGUUCAACUCUUACAUCAGUUAAUAGUAGCAAAUAUGACUGGACUGGAACCAUCAAGCAAGGCCACAGAGAUCUCUAAGCAAGAACAGAAAAAAAUGGAUACAUUUGAUGGGAGCGUGGCUGACACCUCAUCUCGGUGCAGUGGUGCCCAGGACAGCGGCAUUGGCAGUGACAGUGUUAAAAUCAGAAUAGUGCAAAUAGAGCAACACAGUGGUACCAGUCAGCACCGCAUCGCCCGUCCCUCUCACCAGUCAUCCAUUGUAAAAAACCUAAAUUUCAUCCCCUUUGACAUAUUUAUUACUGCAAGUAGGAUCUCACUAAUGACAUAUUCCUGCACGGCCUUACCCAAAUCGAAAUCGCAAGAACAGAAGGAUAAUGAAAAAACAGGCAAGAGCUCAUUAAAUCUCCCAGAAGAUGAUUCAGAUGUUACUAAAUCCAGUGAGGCAUGUCUUUCCACAGUCACAGCAGAAGAUCUCUUAAGCAGCAAUGUGCCGUUUCCCGCGGGGAAAAAAAUAGGGGCCAUCUCUCUUGAAAGUCUUCAUGCAACCACAAGGUCAUCUGCGAGACAGGCACUCGGUGUAACUAUCGUUCGGCAGCCGGGGCGAAGAGGGGCCGGCAAUUUGCAGCUAGAACCCCUUUUACACGUCAUUGUCUCCCAGCCGUCUUUGCUUCUGAGUUGUCACCACCGGAAGCAGAGAGUGGAAAUGACCAUUUUUGAUGCUGUGCUUAAAGGGGUAGCCUCCGAUUACAAAUGUACAGAUCCUGGGAAGACUCUGCCUGAAGCCCUUGAUUACUGCACAGUUUGGCUACAGACGGUGCCUGGAGAAAUAGACAGCAAAAGUGGUAUUCCACCUUCCCUGGUAAUGCUACAAAUUAAAGACUUUCUUAAUGGACCAGCUGACAUCAACUUGGAUAUAUCAAAGCCUUUGAAAGCAAACCUGAGUUUUACCAAGCUGGAUCAGAUCAACCAUUUUUUAAAGAAGAUCAGAAGUGCACACGGCAACGAGACUUUGGCGCCGUCGGACACCGUGCGGCUUAAGGAUGAGCUCCCAGCCUCCAAAUGUUACCGUGGGAAGUUGUCUAAAUCCAAAGUUCAUGGUGAUGCAGCACGAAAGGUUCCAUUUCGGGAAAACAUGUGGAGAGCUGUUUCCUGCUUUCAAAAAAUUUCUGUCCAUACUACUCAGAUUGUGGUCGCCAUGGAAACUGUCCCCCAUCCUAACAAGCCUUGCCUGUUGGCAUCUUUGUCGACCCUCAGUGGAAGCCUGAAUGUUAAAGCGGCACAAAAAGUACCUGGUAUGAUUCUUGGGUCAUCAUUUCUACUCAGCGUAAAUGAUUUUCUCCUUAAAACAAGUCUCAGAGAAAAAAGCCGGAUUCUGAUAGGACCAUGUUGUGCGGCUGCCGAUGUGGAAGCUAGGUGGUGUAAACACAGUGGCAACCCAGGCCCAGAGCAGUCUAUACCCAAAAUAUCCAUAGAUUUGAGCGGGGGUCUUCUACAGGUUUUCUGGGGUCAAGAACAUUUGAAUUGUUUAGUUCUUCUACAUGAGUUACUCAAUGGAUACCUUAAUGAGGAGAGAAAUGUUGAAGUUUCUGAAGCGGUGCCACAUGUGCCACCUCCUGUGGAAAAGAACCAGACAUUUAAAAGUGAACAAAGUUCCGAUGACCUGCGGACGGGUCUUUUUCAGUAUAUAAGAGAUGCCGAACCUUUGAAAAUGCCUGGUGUCUAUGAAGUGUUGUUUUACAACGAAACUGAAGAUAGCCCGGGAAUGAUGCUAUGGAGAUUCACACAUAUCUUAAAGGAAGUCUUGCUGUCCCCUGGGGCUCUCUGCACCAUUGUGACCGCUGAGGUGGAGGCUGUUGAUUCUCUGGGAUCCCAUGGUCAGGAGAUUCCUUGCAGUUUGGAAUACUGGGAUGAACUCCAGAAGGUUUUUGUUGCAUUUCGAGAAUUUAGUCUGUCUGAAAGCAAAGUGUGUGAACUGCAGUUGCCAGAUGUCAAUCUUGUGAAUGACCAGAAGACACUGGUAUCCUCGGAUCUUUGGAGAAUUGUCUUGAACAGCAGUCAGAACGGAGCUGAUGACCAAAGCUCUGCAAGUGAAUCUGGUUCUCAAAGCACUUGUGACCAGCUUGUAACACCAACGGCCCUGGCUGCUUGCACCCGGGUGGACUCCUGCUUCACCCCGUGGUUUGUCCCAUCUCUUUGCAUUUCCCUCCAGUUUGCUCACCUGGAGUUCCAUCUCUGUCAUCACUUGGACCAACUAGGCACAGCUCCGCCGCCCCACCUACAGCCGUUUGUUUCGGAUAAAAAUGUGCCACCUGAGCUGGAGUACAUGAUCAUUUCCUUCCGAGAGCCACACCUGUAUCUCCGGCAGUGGAGCAACAGUCCCGUCUGUCAGGAGAUCCAGUUCUCAGCCCACGCAGACUGCAAGCUUCUGGAGUGCAGGAACGUGACGAUGCAGAGCCUGGUGAGACCCUUCAGCGUCUCCGGACAGAUGGCCGUUUCCAGCGAUGCAGUGGAAAAGCGGCUCGACUGCACCGUCAUCGUCGAUUCUGUGUUUGUAAACUUCGGGCAGCACGCGGUUCACUCCCUAAACACUGCGGUGCAGGCGUGGCAACAGAACCAAUGCCCUGAGGUGGAGGAGCUGGUCUUCAGCCAUUUUGUGAUCUGUAACGACACCCAGGAGACGCUGCGGUUUGGCCAGGUGGACACUGAUGAGAACGUCCUGCUGGCGAGCCUCCACCGUCACCAGUACAGCUGGCGCUCGCACAGAUCCCCACAGCUGUUACACAUCUGUAUCGAAGGCUGGGGCAAUUGGCGUUGGUCAGAGCCCUUCAGCGUGGACCAUGCCGGGACUUUUAUUAGAACUAUUCAGUACAAGGGUCGAACUGCUUCACUCAUCAUCAAGGUUCAGCAACUCAGUGGAGUGCAAAAACAGAUUAUCAUCUGUGGAAGACAGAUCAUCUGUAGUUACUUGUCUCAAAGCAUAGAACUGAAAGUCGUCCAGCAUUACAUGGGUCACGAUGGACAAGCUGUGGUUCGAGAACAUUUUGACUGCCUCACAGCCCAGCAGAAGUUGCCUUCCUACAUCCUGGAAAACAGUGAGCUGACGGAGCUGUGUGUGAAGGCCAAAGGAGAUGAAGACUGGUCGAGGGACGUGUGCCUGGAGUCCGCCGCCCCCGAGCACAGCGUUGUCAUCCAGGUGCCAUCUUCAAACAGCUCCAUCAUUUACGUCUGGUGCACUGUUCUGACUUUGGAACCCAACUCUCAAGUGCAACAGCGACUGAUUGUGUUCAGCCCUCUCUUUAUCAUGAGGAGUCAUCUUCCAGACCCCAUUAUCAUACAUUUGGAGAAAAGGAGUCUGGGAUUGAGUGAAACACAGAUUAUUCCAGGAAAAGGGCAGGAGAAACCACUGCAAAACAUAGAGCCUGACCUUGUGCAUCACCUCACAUUUCAAGCAAGAGAAGAAGAUGAUCCUUCACAUUGCGCUGUCCCCAUCUCAACGUGCCUCGUUAAGCAGAUAGCUUCGAAGGCGCACCCGGGAGGUCCCAUUCACCAGAUCCUUGAUGACUUCUACGGGCCAGAGAAGUCCCUUCACCCCCUGUGGCCCUAUAGCAGGAAGGAUACUGACAGGAACGAGCAGCUCAGUCAGUGGGACAGCCCGAUGCGCGUGAAGCUGUCAGUCUGGAAGCCACAUGUUAGAACCUUGCUGAUAGAGCUUCUCCCCUGGGCCCUGCUAAUCAAUCAGUCCCAGUGGGACCUCUGGCUGUUUGAAGGAGAGAAGAUUGUUCUGCAGGUUCCUGCUGGCAAAAUUAUUAUUCCUCCUAAUUUUCAGGAAGCUUUUCAAAUUGGAAUAUACUGGGCAAAUACAAACACUGUGCACAAGUCAGGAGCAGUUAAACUGGUUCAUAACCUGACAUCUCCAAAGUGGAAAGAUGGAGGGAAUGGCGAAGUUGUGUCACUGGAUGAAGAAGGGUUUGUUGAUGCUGAAAUAAGACUCGGUGCUUUCCCAGGACAUCAGAAGUUGUGUCAGUUCUGCAUUUCCUCCAUGGUACAGCAGGGCAUACAGAUUAUUCAGAUUGAAGACAAGACUACAGUAAUCAAUAAUACCCCAUAUCAAAUAUUUUAUAAACCACAGUUACUUGUCUCCAAGCCCCAUUCUGAAAUAGAGUAUUUUCGCGUUCCCGACAGCACUACCUUCAGCAUUUGCCCAGGUGGCGAGCAGCCUGCUGUGCACUGCAGCUCCCUUCCUUGCUGGGAUUUAAUGUCUGACCUCAGUCAGUCAGCGUUGGAUGCAUCUCUGCUUCAGAAACAGAUCUCUCUGGCCUUCUCUCCGGCCACAGGUGCCGGCAGCUCCCAGUGCUGGAGCCUGACGGCUGUGGUUCCGCAGGACUUUCCCAGGCAGAGUGUGGCCGUGCCCGUCGGCAGUCGCAGGGAAGACGGAUUCUGUACCAGGGCUAUUGCACUGACAUAUCAAGAACACUUUGGAGUGACUUAUUUAACCUUCUCAGAAGACCCUAGUCCUCGAAUCAUUUUCCAUAACAGAUGUCCAGUAACAAUAGUGAUUAAGGAAAAUAUUAAAGAUAUUCCAAAGUUUGAGGUUUAUUGCAGAAAAGUCCCUUCUGAGUGCUCAGUCCAUCAUGAGCUUUAUCAUCAGAUUUCCAGUUACCCAGACUGCAAGACCAGAGACCUCCUCCCCAGCCUCCUGUUGAGGGUGGAACUCCAGGAUGAAAUGACGACCGAGUGGAGCGAUGCCAUUGACAUCAACAACCAGGGAACGCAGGUUGUGUUCCUGACUGGCUUUGGCUAUGUGUACGUGGACAUUGUCCAUCAAUGUGGCUCCAUCUUCAUCACUCUGGCCCCAGAAGGAAAAGCAGGACCUAUUGUAACCAAUACCAACAAAACGCGGGCCAGGACUGUGGCGUUGAAGAUGUUCGUCACUCGGCUGAGCCUGGCCGUGUUCGAUGACCUCACCCACCACACGGCCGCCUCCGAACUGCUGAGACUCACGCUGGACAACGUUUUCCUCCAAGUGGCCCCGGCGGCCGGUCCCCUCCUGGGGGAAGAGCCCAGCCCGGCGCCCUCCCAGCUGUACUGUGCGGAGGUGUGCUGUGGGGACCUGCAGCUGGACAACCAGCUGUACCACAAGUCCAACUUCCACUUCGCCGUCCUGGUCUGCCAGGGAGAGAAGCCAGAGCCCGCCCCGGGCCCCAGCACGCAGAGCCUCCUGGCGUCCGGCGGCGACGUGGAGGAGUGCAGGAGGAAAAGCUUCAUCCGUCUGGGCCUCACCUUCGCUGAGGGCGAGAGCUUCCUGUGCGACAUUCACGAGCUCAGCUUUGAGCUGAAACCGGCCCGGCUGUACGUGGAAGACACGUUUGUCUACUACAUCAGAACUCUGUUCGAGACCUACCUUCCUCACAGCAGCCUGGCCGGCCCCCCCACCCUGUCCCCGGGGGGCUCACAGGCUCUGCCCGUGCAGGUGAGACAGCACGCCAGGGCCCUGGUGAACCCCGUGAAGCUGCGGAAACUGGUGAUCCUGCCCGUGAGCCUCCUUGUCAGCAUCCACGCCUCCCUCAAGCUGUACAUCGCCUCCGACCACACUCCGCUCUCCUUCUCGGAGUUUGAAAGAGGCCCCGUCUUCACCACGGCCCGGCAGCUCGUCCACGCCCUGGCGAUGCACUACGCCUCGGGGGCUCUUUUCCGAGCAGGCUGGGUGGUUGGAUCCCUGGAAAUCCUCGGCAGCCCGGCCAGCCUGGUGCGGAGCGUGGGCAACGGCAUCGCCGACUUCUUCCGGCUCCCGUACGAGGGGCUGACCCGCGGCCCCGGGGCCUUCGUCAGCGGCGUCUCCCGUGGGACCACGUCCUUUGUGAAGCACAUUUCCAAAGGUACCCUUACCUCCAUCACCAACCUGGCCACGAGCCUGGCCCGAAACAUGGACCGGCUGUCCCUCGAUGAGGAGCACUACAACCGGCAGGAGGAGUGGCGGCGACAGCUCCCGGAGAGCCUGGGCGAGGGCCUCCGACUGGGCCUGUCCCGGCUGGGCAUCAGCCUGCUCGGUGCAAUUGCUGGCAUCGUCGAUCAGCCAAUGCAGAACUUCCAGAGAACGUCCGAUGCUCAGGCUUCAGCGGGACACAAGGCCAAGGGCGUGAUCUCAGGCAUGGGGAAAGGCAUCAUGGGGGUGUUCACAAAACCCAUCGGAGGAGCUGCCGAGCUCGUGUCGCAGACUGGCUACGGCAUUUUACACGGAGCUGGACUUUCUCAGCUUCCCAAACAGCGCUACCAGCCAAGUGAUCUACAUGCUGCCCAGGCUCCUAACAGCCACGUCAAAUACGUCUGGAAAAUGCUUCAGUCUCUGGGCAGACCUGACGUCCACAUGGCCCUGGAUGUGGUUCUGGUGAGGGGCUCUGGCCAGGAGCACGAAGGGUGCCUGCUGCUAACGUCGGAAGUGCUGUUCGUGGUGAGUGUCAGCGAGGACACGCAGCAGCAGGCCUUCCCCGUCACGGAGAUCGACUGUGCACAGGACAGCGUGCAAAACAACCUGCUCAUCCUGCAGCUCAAGCAGCCAAGAGCAGCCUGUGAUGUGGAGGUGGACCGAGUCCGAGAAAGACUGUCGGAACAGCAGUACAACAGGCUGGUGGACUACGUCACCAAGACGUCUUGCCACUUGGCCCCCAGCUGCUCGUCCACGCAGACACCGCCAUGCCCUGUGGUGCCUGUGGAACCGCUCCCCUCCAACGUGAAAACAUACCAUUACCUGGUCGACCCGCAUUUUGCUCAAGUCUUCAUCAGUAAGUUCACCAUGGUGAAAAACAAAGCCCUGAGGAAGGGGUUCCCGUGAGUCCCCUCGCCUGAGGUACCAGUUCCUGCUUAUGCAGCAUCUGUUUUAAUAAGAAACCUAAAUAGCUCUUAUGGACACAAGGCCAACACCUUUCUACAGUAACUUUUUGGUCUCUUCUAAAAUUAAUUCAGAUUCGUCCACCCUAAAACUAAGAUACUUGAAUAAAAUGGAGUGAAAAACCUUUUUCCAUUUGGGGACAGUUGACUAACAGAAUCCUGUGGGCUGCAGUCUUACCACAGUUGAAAAUACAUUCUUUUUUGCUCUAUGAUAUUUGCUACAAUUUUUACUAUAAUGAGGAUCUAUUAACACUCAGCUAAUGUAAAAGAUGGUCAGGCCUUAGAAUGGAGAGACAUUGAAACAUCAUUUCUAAUGACAUUGUCUUUGCUGAAUACCCUGAUCUGCAAAAGUUUGGUCUCUUUAAAUGAAAUUAAGUAUUUAGGAUUUUAUUGUUUAACUUGUUAAAUCUGUUACUUGUAGGUGCUGGUAUUCUUUAAGUGAAAGCUGCUGUGUAUAUUCCUUAAAGUCUGCAUUUUAUUGAAUUUACCAAGCAUUCUGAUGCCUGUCCAGGUACAUUCUGGAAAAAUGUUUUUCUAUUUUGUUUUACUAGUCACACUUAGAGUGAGUCUUGUGUCUACUGAUACCAACAGACCUGGAGUGCUCAAGUGAGUCUCUUUAGUCUUAGAAACAAAACACUACUGGGAACAUUCCCUUGUGGAAAGGGUGUAGCUGAAGGGGAGUGAAGAACCCCAUCAUUAACCUUAUCAAUGAACCAGACCAAAUAUUUUCUUUUGCUUUUAACAACAGGUUUGGCUCAAGAUCCUGGGUCACCAGAUAUUUAGUAUUUGGUAAAUAUCUCAACUCCAAUGAAACAUGUUUUUAUUGAUUACAUAUUAACUUGGGCCUACAACCUGUUACCUAUCAUUGUGAGACACUAAAGAAAAUUCAAUUUCAAAUGUCCACUAAUUUUUAACUGAAGUCUCACCUGUUAUGUAUAGGCAUCAUAAGUCACUGCAUAGUUGUUUCUGGAAAGCAAGUUUGUUAAUGGACAAUUCAGACUGACUAUGAAAAAAUGGUUCCUCCAUUAGUUUGUUGUACCAUACUCAAUUAAGGUGAGUUUGGUCAGUUAACCUCAAGAGUAGCUAUUUUUAAGAAUGCAGAUGUACAUUAAUUCUUUUAUGAGAAUUUUGAAUACUACUAAGAUUUGUUAUAUAAAAUUAUUUAAAAUAAAAGGAAACUUUGAAUUAAUGACCACA
Myotis davidii is the source of this 13451-nucleotide messenger RNA. RefSeq names its product vacuolar protein sorting 13 homolog B (yeast) (gene VPS13B). The record is from RefSeq and is a predicted model, not a curated record. The coding region runs from base 226 to 12198 and encodes 3990 amino acids. The transcript has 64 exons. Lineage: Eukaryota; Metazoa; Chordata; Mammalia; Chiroptera; Vespertilionidae.